UACGCUAUUUUCAAGAGAGUGCCCACGUGUACCCACUUUUACCCAGUGCAAGACACGAGCUCGUCCCUGAUUGGCCAACACGGGUGGGACCGGAGCUACCGUUCUAUUAUGUCAGAUACGUUACCUUUGUAUAGGGGCCCUCUUAAUUCAUGUCUUUCCAGUGCUACGAAUGUUGCCCUAGACACGUGGUGCUUUCACGACGAAGGAUAUCUACUUCUGCUAUGAUUAUCGCCUGAACUCUCUCUCUGAGUCUGAGACACUGAGAAAGACUGCAAGAGAGAGUAAAGUUAGAGAGAAAAAAGACGCUCUGGUGGAUGGAAAUGGAAGUUCAAGCUAAAGAUAGGUGGCGCAUGCUAACGCGGGCUGGUGCUGCGCAGGAUAAAACGGUUAUCGAAAGAAUAAUGCUCGGAUUCCGGCCGAUUGCACCGAAACCGGUUGCCGGAGGUGCUGCUUCGGGUAACUUACAAGCUGUAAACAAGAACUUGAUGAUUAGUAAUGGUAGAUCUAAGAGAAAGUACGUUAGAGUUCGGAAGAAUAGGGAUUACAGGAGAAAGAAUAAUAACAAAACGAGUACUGAUCAUCAUGGAAGUUGUAAUAAAGAUGGGCUGGACGAUAAGAUCGUGACGCUACAGUUGUUGCCGGAGGGCGGUGAUUUAGAGUAUUCAAAAAGAAGAGAGCCGUGGUGCAAUAUUGAUGUCGACGGUACGGGAAUAGAGAUUGAGAAAGAGAAAGAAAAGGUGGUAAUUGAAAAUAAAAUAAAUCAAGGGUUUCAAGAAGUGGGAGGGAUAGGUUUGGCAGAUCAGAGGGUGGAGAUGGGUGGCCGGAGAGUGGUGGAGACGUGGGUGACGGUGGAGAGAGUUAUGAGUAGUGAUGGUGAUACAUGCAUGGAUGGGAGGGGAGGGUUGGGGAGUGAGGACUUUGAGAUAAUGAAGAAUCUAGAGAAUGACACGUGUCCGGGGUUUAUAUCAGACGGGUUGAACAAAGUGAAGUGGGUGAAUGGAGCUUAUAGGAGGAUGGUGAGGGUGAGGGAAGAGGGUGAGGGUGAAGGUGAGGAUUCAGAAGAGAGGACGACAAUAGUGGUGUUGUUGGGGAUGAAAGAGAAGUUGCCAUGGGUAUUCAGUUCAUUAACGUGUAAAGUGAGGGUAGAGUACGCAUGGAAGAAGGAAAAGUACUGGAAGAAGAUGGUAAUGCCGUGUGAUGUUUGGAGAAUGGAAUGUGGAGGAUUUGCAUGGCGGCUUGACGUUGAGGCUGCGCUGAGUUUGGGACGUUGAAGACGCCUCCAACCUUAUAUAUCAUCAACAACCUAAAAGGAAUAUCAGGGUUUGUGAUCAUGCAUGGAAUCGAUGCCUUCAAGAAGCAGUAGUGAUGAAGCUAGCAGCGAACAAGUCCAAAGUGUAAAUUUAUUAUAUAUAUAUAUUAUUCGUACUAGUAUGGGAUUGAAACUAAGAAAUGUAGAUAUAGU
This is a messenger RNA of Pistacia vera, 1462 nucleotides long. RefSeq lists its product as uncharacterized. The coding region runs from base 315 to 1271 and encodes 318 amino acids. The transcript has 2 exons. Lineage: Eukaryota; Viridiplantae; Streptophyta; Magnoliopsida; Sapindales; Anacardiaceae. The record is from RefSeq and is a predicted model, not a curated record.